CGCACUAUUAGUUAGUCAUCAUCUACCAGUUCAAGUUAGAACACCAGUGUGAGAAGAGAAGGGUGCAUUGUGAUCGUAAACCAGUGAUAAAACAACUUAGUGAACUUGAAUACUUCUCAUAUAUUCUAGAUCAGAAUGAUUGGUUGAGGUGAGUCACUAGAUUAGAGAAUCAGGAGAUUAGAAGAAGAAGAAGAAGAAGAGGAAAGAGAAGAUGUCGAAGGAAGAGGAGAGGUUGAAGGAGAUGGUGGCGCUGCUGGAGGGCGAGUUGAAGACUAGAGAGAGUAAGACGAGUAUGUUGGAGACGGAGGUGAAGUCCCUGCAGAGGAGGUUGGUCAGGAGGGACAACGAGAUUAUCAAACAGGAGAGAGAGCUCCAUAAACUCAGGAGUGUACUGCAGCAAGCUUCUAGUUUGAUGUCCAAGGGAGAGGACCCUCUUCUCAGUACAAUACAG
Molecule: messenger RNA, 451 nt
Organism: Eurytemora carolleeae
Lineage: Eukaryota; Metazoa; Arthropoda; Copepoda; Calanoida; Temoridae
Source: RefSeq, a predicted model, not a curated record